AUGAAGUUCACCAUUACUUUCGCCCUGGCAGCUCUGCUGAGCACUGCCGCUGCUCAAGGUCUGGGUGAUCUGCCCGACUGCUCGAAAACCUGCGCUACAGGUUCAAUCCCCGAUAACUGCGGCAUUGAUUUCAAGUGCAUCUGCGAGGCCAAGUCCUUCCUGGACGAUGUCGCCUGCUGCAUCGCUGAUAAAUGCUCUGAGGCUGACCAGGAAACUACCAUCAAGGUCGCCAAGUCAAUCUGUGCCCGGGGUGGUGUGACUGAUCUGCCCAGCGAGGUUGUCUGCUCAAGCAAGUCGGGUUCCAGCUCUGGCACCUCCACCAGCGAUAGCUCCAGCUCGACCGAGACUGGAAACAAGUCUAGCACUGAGACCUCGGAUGCGACUACUGUGACGGGCACCAAUGCUUCUGCCUCGGCCUCGAGUAGCGCCUCGUCCGCCUCUGCUGCCGCAACUAGUACCGGUGUUGCUGCGCUUACCCACAAGGAUUCUUCGCUCGUGGCCGCUGCUGGUGCUGCAGCUGCAUUCGCCAUUCUGGUCUAG
Molecule: messenger RNA, 540 nt
Organism: Penicillium mononematosum
Lineage: Eukaryota; Fungi; Ascomycota; Eurotiomycetes; Eurotiales; Aspergillaceae
Product: CFEM domain-containing protein
Exons: 3
Coding region: 1-540 (179 amino acids)
Source: RefSeq, a predicted model, not a curated record